This is a messenger RNA of Boleophthalmus pectinirostris (great blue-spotted mudskipper), 1461 nucleotides long. RefSeq names its product chromosome unknown C1orf52 homolog (gene cunh1orf52). NCBI's taxonomy places the organism in Eukaryota, Metazoa, Chordata, Actinopteri, Gobiiformes, Gobiidae. Bases 146 to 826 code for a protein of 226 amino acids. The record is from RefSeq and is a predicted model, not a curated record. The transcript is spliced from 3 exons.
ACGACACAUUUUGCAUCUUUACGAUUGUUUUGGAGGCUGAUUCAAAAUGGAGUAGGGUUUCAUGUUUCUGUGAGUUCUUUCUUCAAUUAAACACCGCAGUUUUGAUAAAUCUUGGUGUGACCAGAAAUCAAGCUUAACCAUAAACAUGUCUGAAGAAAAGAAGUCUGGUUCUAUGGGUUUCUUUUCGAGCUACGAUGACCUAAGUGAUAGCAGCAACGCUAGCGACUCAGAUGAAGAGGAGGGAGACAGCCGAAAGAAAAACAGCCAGAAGUUGGACAAAGAUGCUUCAGGGAGCAAUCCCCAGCCUCCCCAACAAGGGACUAAAAGGUCUGCCAGUGGUGCCCCUUUACCCAAACCGGACGAGCUAUUCGGGACUGUAUCCAGACCUGCGUUCCUGUACAAUCCGCUCAAUAAGGAGAUAGACUGGGAUAGUCUUGUGGUCAAAGCUCCAGAAGAGGCUCCAAAAGAGUUCACGCCAUGGAAGACCAAUGCAGUGCCCCCUCCUCAGAGCUACAGUGCUGCACCAGAGCCAGUGAAGAAGAAGGGGCCUCCUCCAGGGAUGGACAUGGCCAUAAAAUGGUCCAAUGUGUAUGAGGACAAUGGGGCAGAUGCACCUGCACACUCUGGCAAAGCACGCUUCCUCCCACCUGAGGAGCAGCUGUCUGAGUCAGAUGAAGAACCUGAGAAGUCAGAGACCUCUGCCAAAAAGAAACGCGUGGAGACAUUUCAGCAGAAGGAGAAAAGGAAGAGGGACAUGGGACAGGCCACUUCUGAUAAGACGUUUGUGGAGGAGGAGAAAAGGAUCUUAAGGCAAAAUGCUGAAUAACUGAACUCUAUGCCUGGCUAUUUAUGAAAAGCCAGUGCUUUCCAAGGUAUAUUUACCGAGGUCCACUUUACCAUACUGUGUUUGUUAAUGUUUCAAUACAAUACAUACAAGCUUUUAUUUCCCCAAUUUAGAUUAUAAAUAUGUAGAUUUUACAGUGAAAUUUGGUUAAGUAUGUGUCAUGAUGAUUUUCAUAGAUGUGUGCUAUUUGUGUUUUAUAUAAAUUCAGUCAAGUCAGAAAAUAUUCCAAGAAUUAAUUUAAUUUAAAAAAGAAUGCAGUCUAUAAAACAUUUUAAGACUUUUAGCUCCUUGCAUGGUGUAAGCACUAGAUGUCGCUAUUUUACAACAUAUGACUCUCCAACUUCUUCAUGUUUUCUGUGCUGCUAUGAAGUUAGUACUUGGUUUGUAAGUUUAUCAUUUACAUUGUAAUCUUGUAGUUCCUUGACACAGUCUGAAAUAUAGGAACAUCUUUCUGACACUUUCUGAAGUAUGUGCUGCUCAGGUGCAAAGCACAAUGCAGGAACUGCAGUGGUUUAUAACUUUGCUUCAUAAUCGUUUCAGUGAAAUUAGCUGUGUUUUUACUAUAACUUCCAAUACUGUGACCCAAAAAGCAAUAAAAUAUUUUAUUGUACGUUUAA